Molecule: messenger RNA, 5115 nt
Organism: Komagataella phaffii GS115
Lineage: Eukaryota; Fungi; Ascomycota; Pichiomycetes; Pichiales; Pichiaceae
Product: Phospholipase D, catalyzes the hydrolysis of phosphatidylcholine
Exons: 1
Coding region: 1-5115 (1704 amino acids)
Biological process (GO): intracellular signal transduction; cell motility; phosphatidic acid biosynthetic process
Molecular function (GO): phosphatidylinositol binding; D-type glycerophospholipase activity
Source: RefSeq, a predicted model, not a curated record
AUGCUCAAAGACGUUUCAGAGUCGAACGACUCGGAGACUCAGAGGAGUAACCAACAAGAGAACAAGAAGUAUGAGUCAAAGAGGAAGAAGUCCUCCAACAUAGGCCAGCUUCCUGCCAUAAUCACCAACCCUUUAUCCAACAUUUUUCUGGAGCAAUCUGAAGAUACGGGUGUGGCAGAGGAAAGGGCUGGAAAUGAUGAAGGAAAUGAGAUAUCGCACAAGGAGAAGCCUCAUCAAGAGUUUUAUGACAACGAAUCCAAACAAAACGGAAGAAAAACUCGGCCGCCUUCAAAGAAACCUAAGCCCUCCUCCAAGGGAGAGGAAAAUGACGAAAACUUGGAUAAUAACUGGAUUCAAAAGUUUAAACACGUCAGAACUCCCACUCACUUGAGUUUCAAUGAUCAGUUGAUAUGGAAGGAAUUGAAAAGACCAUUCAAAAGGGAUAAGUCAGCUAAGGUGUUACCUAAACGACAGCAAAACGAUCGUGGAGACGGCUUUCGUCAGGAGGAGGAAGAAGAAGAAGAAGAAAAUAGAGAUACCAGAAUAAGAGCAAAAGCGAUCAUUGAUUCUUUGGCUUUGGGUUCUCCCUCCGUAUUAUUAGCAGCUAGUGUCUUCUUGAGAGAUGAGCAUGGAACAAGGCGAGCUCCCUUACUACUUGGCUUAUUGGGUUUUAAGCUAGUUGAUGUGACAAAAUAUACGGUCAAAUCCGAUGAACCUCUUUCUAAGAACAGAACUUACAGAUUUGAUUUAGAGUACGGUGUUGGCCCCACCAGGCACAAGUGGUCAGUGACCAAGAGCAUCAAAGAUAUUGCUGCUCUUCACUCUCGACUGAAAGUAUCUUUUUUUCAAGAGAACGCUCUAAGAGGUACAAAAGAUGUUGAGUUACCUAAAUUUCCAAAAAUUAGCAACUACAUCCAAAAGUUCAAGCAGACACAGUACCAAAGAAAGAAAGACGAAAGGCAGCAUUCCAGAGGUAACAGUCCUUCUCCCAGGAGAGCUUCUCAUUCUGUAGACCAGCAAGAUGUAACUAGUGUUAAUUCCUUGAGCUCUCUCCGUACAAAUUCAAGCGCAAGAGAACUGUUCAACAAUUUUGUGACGAGGAUGUCCAGUGCUGUUCAUCAAACAGAUCAAAGAAGUUUCCCCUUAGAUUUAUCUUAUACAUCUGUAUUUGAGGAGUACAGGGAGGCGCUUGAUGAUUACCUGAAAGAGUUGUUGAUCGUAUUAACUUUGAGGCCUCAGAGUAACAAACUUUUCCAGUUUUUUGAACUUUCACCAAUAGGAGAACUUCUAGUCAAUGAUUCAGGAUUUCACGGAAAACAAGGUUAUCUUCGAGUCAGUUCAAGUGCCAGAACACAAGGAUGGAGAGUAGGUCAUUUAAAGGUGAAGGAAUGGAAGGCCAUGGUAGAGAGACACACAGCCAAAUGGUUUUUGAUCAAAGAAAGUUACAUCAUGUAUGUGGCAGAUAUCUACUCAACUACACCACUGGAAGUAUUUCUUGUGGAUUCCUCCUUCAAGUACAGCUUUUCUGGAGAUCAGCAUCACCACAAAUUAAUGGGGCCAGUUACUGAUACACUAGAGGAUUCUGAUUUUGAUGACGUUUCUUUGCAAGAGUUUACAACACAAAAAAACCAACGAGAUAUUGCCCCUAGACUGGCUAUCUCAGUUGAGAAUGGGGAACGUAAAAUAAAGAUGAUUGCUCAAUCCGAAAGGCAGAUGAAACUUUGGAUUCAGUCAAUCGUGAUGAUGGAAAAAAACUCGAAAUGGGCUGAAAAGCAUCGUUUCGAUAGUUUUGCCCCUGUUCGAAAAGAUUGCUACGCUCAGUGGUUUGUUGAUGGUAGAGAUUACAUGUGGGCAGCUUCUUCGGCGAUUGAAAUGGCAAAGGAUGUUAUAUAUAUUCAUGACUGGUGGUUAUCACCUGAGUUAUAUCUUAGAAGACCUGCAAAUGGUAACCAACAAUGGCGUAUUGACAGAUUGCUACUUAAAAAAGCGGAAGAGGGAGUCAAAAUUUUCAUUAUAAUCUACCGAAAUGUGGGUACCUUUGUUGUUACCGAUUCCCUAUGGACAAAACAUUCAUUUCUCUCUUUGCAUCCGAAUAUAUAUGUACUCAGAUCACCCAACCAAUUGCUACAGAACACAUAUUUCUGGGCCCAUCAUGAAAAGUUGCUUAUUGUUGACCAGACAAUUUGUUUUCUUGGGGGAAUUGAUCUUUGUUAUGGUCGCUUUGAUACCCCUGACCAUACCCUCACUGAUGCCAACGAGAAAGCUUUUGAGGACGGAAGUGAAACUUAUGACAAAGACCCUCUGUCCUAUCAAAUGUUCCCUGGGAAAGACUACUCGAACCCUCGAGUUAAGGACUUCUAUGCCUUGGAGAAACCAUAUGAUGACAUGUAUAAUAGAGAAGAAGUACCCAGAAUGCCAUGGCAUGAUGUGCAUAUGGCAUCAUCUGGACAAAUAGCUCGUGAUUUGUCUCGUCACUUUGUUCAGCGUUGGAACUAUCUAUUAAGACAAAAGAGGCCUUCAAGGUCAACUCCGUUGCUAUUGCCUCCCGCAGAUCUUACUCCGGAGCAGUUAGAAUCUUCACGAUUCAAAGGUACAUGCGAGAUUCAACUUUUGCGCUCCUCCUGUAAUUGGUCUUUGGGAUUAAAACAACACGAACAAAGUAUUCAAAAUGCAUAUCUCAAGCUGAUUGAAACUUCGAAUCAUUUCAUUUACAUUGAGAAUCAGUUUUUUAUUACGUCAUCUGCCUGGCAGGGAGUUGUCAUUGAAAAUACAAUUGGAGACGCCAUUGUUGAUAGAAUUAUUAGGGCUCGUAAUGAGAAUAAGACUUGGAAGGCUAUUAUUGUGAUUCCAUUACUUCCUGGUUUUGAGGCGAAGGUAGACGAACCUGGUGCUUCGUCGUUAAGAGUGAUUGUUACUUGUCAAUACAUGUCAAUCUCUGUAGGUCCGACAUCUAUCUUCGGAAAACUAAGAAAGUUAGGAAUUGAUCCUGAGGAGUACAUCCAGUUCUAUUCUUUGAGAAAGUGGGCAUGUAUCGGCAAGAAAAGACGACUAGUCACAGAACAACUUUACGUCCAUGCUAAGACUAUGAUUGUGGACGACCGUUCUGUGAUUAUUGGUUCUGCCAAUAUCAACGAGCGCUCAAUGACAGGAACCAGAGAUUCUGAAGUGGCUUCAAUCAUCAGGGAUCGUGAAAUGAUCCAAACAACCAUGAACGGGGAACCAUAUUUGGCUGCGAAGUUUGCUCACACUUUAAGGAUGAGGUUGAUGAGGGAACAUUUAGGAGUCGAUGUAGAUAUUCUUGAUAUGAUAGAAAGAAGGUUCAAUGACAUCGAGAAACUUGCAAGAACAAGUCUCGGUAAAAAAGCUGCAACUGGAAAAUUCAAGAAUGAGGAACAUGAGGUAAUGAGUGCAAUGGUUGAACUUGCUACCAGAGAUGUGUUAGGGAAGAAGGAUGGAACCAAAAGAUGGAGCUCAUAUUUCAGCACUAUAAAGAGCAUGAAUGGCAAUUCAGAUUUACCAAGUAAGCUCCAUGAUGCUCUGGAGAGAAUAAUUCAAGGUGAUCAAAUUGACACAGACUCUGAAUCAGAAUCAGAAAGCUAUGUCACUGAACUUCCUCAUCCUAUUCGCAGAUCUUUUAACAACAGGGCAGGACACGAGAAUGCAGGUCUCAGGGAUGCCAAAUCUUACUCAACAGACCCAAGAAUCCACCAUAAUGAUUCUCAUAAAAAGGACAUCAAAGGGAAGGGGCAAGAUAGAUAUGACUCCCCUGGUAACAAGAAGUCUCGUAAGAGGAUCACACAAGUUUUGCAAGACUGGGCUCUCAAAGCCACGUCAGAAUUACCUUAUUCCGAUGAUGUUUUUGUUCCCAAUCAUGAGCAAGUGAUGCAAUUUUUGAACUCAAAAGACCACGAUCCAGAAUCAGAAGGCGGCGAGGAGACAAAUAACUGGAAGAAUAUCGAAAGAUGGGGCCUACUCAAACGAGUAGCAUACUUACAGAGAUUAAUGGCCAAACAGCAGAAGGACAAGGCCGCCGAAAGGGAAAAGAGGGAAGCUUUGAACUCAAGGUCCAAAAAACAAGGUGUUUCGCCCGCUUCCUCCUUGGACCAAAAUCAAAACACCGCACCCAAUGGCUCUGCACAGACAGAUAAAGUGAAAGUGUCAGGUGUUGAUAGUGCUGUAGAAUUAGGUGAGCAUCUUAACGAGAAGGGUCGAACUGAUGGAAACGUUGCUCCAGGAUUAAACCAUUCGGGGUCUCUUGGUUCAGAUGAAAUAUCGAAUGUGAAGGUAAUUCAUCUCGAACCCUCUGAAGUGAAGGACAUCAUCGAGUCUUUGGAAACUAGGGGUAUAUCUAAACCAAGAUUCAUAGAUCCUUAUGCAUUUGAAGAUCCUCUAGAUGAUGAUUUUUAUGAGGAUCUGUGGCAUGAUACGGCUUUUAGAAACACUGCCAUCUUCAGAAUGGUCUUCCACUGUCAGCCUGAUGACGAUGUGCUGACUUGGAAUGAUUAUAAGAAUUUCAGCAAACUAGACACAGCAUUUAAUUUGGCACAGAAAAAACGAGAAAAUGGAUUGACUCGAGUCGACAGUAGUUCCGAAGACCCAAACAAUUCUCAGGACACCAGUAUCAGUAUCACUGACAUUGAGAAUGCAACGAGCUACCAACGCGAUAAAGUAUUACAAAGUGAGGAAGAUGCCGAGAAACCAAAACGUCAGCCAUUACAUGGGAAGCUCAAGAAGAGUGUUGCUGGUGGUGGAAGAAAAAUGUCUUACUCCUCGGAGCAUUCACAAGAUAGCAUUGUAGGCGACAGCUCAGAUCAAGAGCAGCCUUCAGAAGACUCUACCAUUGAGCGUAUCGAUACAGAAAUUGAUGGGGCUCUGGACAUCAACACUGAGAAAAGCCGCAAGACCACCACCAGGAGAAGAAGAUUGUAUCCUUCCCGAAGAGUCGUAAGGAACAUAAGGAACAGUGUGUUUGACUGGUCUACAGCAGAGCUAUUGUUGAGCUACGUCCGUGGAAACCUAGUGCUAUUUCCAGUAGAAUGGCUCAUGGCCGAGAUUGAAUCGGGCAACCUGUUCUACCGAACCGAUAGACUGCCUCCAAUAGAAAUAUAUGACUAG